Myotis brandtii (Brandt's bat) is the source of this 920-nucleotide messenger RNA. Its product is annotated as transcription factor BTF3 homolog 4. The record is from RefSeq and is a predicted model, not a curated record. The coding region runs from base 495 to 797 and encodes 100 amino acids. Lineage: Eukaryota; Metazoa; Chordata; Mammalia; Chiroptera; Vespertilionidae. The transcript has a single exon.
CGGCCGCGGUGGUGCGUUAAGACUAUACUUUCAGGGAUCAUUUCUAUAGUUCGUUACUAGAGAAGUUUCUCUGAUCGUGUAGAGCACCCGAAACCACGAGGAGGAGGCGCAGCGUUCUCUCCUGAGCGUGAAGCCGGCUCUUGGUGUUGCUUCUGCAACUGCCAUUUGCCAUUGAUGAUCGUUCUUGUCUUCCCUUGGGAGGGCAAGAGGGAGAGGACGCAGUCUGAGUGGUUUCUUUAAGGUACAAAUAAAGGUAUAAUUGGCCUUUAACUAGCUUGAGCGUGUGGGUAGUUAUGCCGAUUUUGCUGUUCGCUAGUGUGGAGUUAUUUUCUUAUUUUAAACAGCAUGUUUCAGGAAAGGUUUCUUAACCUUGUGGAUUAGGCCCGGGUGGGCAUCUAAGGUCCAGCUCCAAGAAAGAGGAUGGUCCAUAGUAAAGAUAUAGCUGAUGACAAAGACUGGCUGUGAGUAAUAGAGUUGGUAUAGAAGAGGGAAACAUGGCUGAAGAUGAUGGGGUAGUUACUUAUUUCAAUAAUCCCAAAAUCCAAGCUUUCCUUUCUGCUAACACCUUUACAGUAACCGCUCAUGCAGAAGCCAAACCAUUCACAGAAAAGCUUCCUGGAAUAUCAUGUCAGCUUGGUGCUGACAGCUUAACAAGCUUUAGGAACUUAGCAGAACAAUUCCCUGGGCGAGUGUUGGAUAGCAAAGCCCCCAAACCAGAAGACAUUGAAGAGGAAGAUGAUGAUGUUCCACAUCUUGUAGAAAAUUUUGAUGACGCAUCAAACAAUGAAGCUAACUAAAAUCUUUCCUGGUUUUUGGAAGCUGGCAUGGAUCAGCUAUGUGGCUCCAAAGUUUUACCGACACAAAAAACAUCAACUGUUACUAGUUCAGUAACACAGAUAUUUUGUAUAUUAACAAUGCUG